Messenger RNA from Ilex paraguariensis (yerba mate), 342 nucleotides. Lineage: Eukaryota; Viridiplantae; Streptophyta; Magnoliopsida; Aquifoliales; Aquifoliaceae. The record is from the annotation of a GenBank genome assembly.
AUGGAUUUCAUCAAAGAUUGUUGGUGGAAAGAUGAUAUACUUCCAGACCUAGAAGACAUCAAUUGUAAAACCUUGUUAGCUAGUGAAUCUAAGAAUUUCAAAUUCAAAUCUCAAGUUGAUGGGUUAGAGAAGAGAAAAGCCCUUCCUACAGUGCCCAAAGCUCCUCUACAUCUUCGAAAAUGGGAUAAUUCAAAGGAUUUUUUGAAUCCCCAAGAAGAAUCAGUUCCAAAGAUGUUGAAGGUCAUAACACCAGUUUCAAGAGCAGCUAAUGUUCGAUCUGCUCAUCCUUUAAACAUCCAAGAGUCUGUUGAAGUGAGUUUGUCAAAUGAAUCUGAUCNCUGA